GCCAAUAAAGAAGCAAAAUCGUCGCUCCUUUCCCUCUCUCCCAUUAAAACCAACUUCUUCCCUCGUUUUCUCAGGUUCUCCGAAACUCUCUCUCCAAACGAACAGUCUUUCCCCCUAAAUCCUCGCUAUUUCCACAAACCUUGACAAAAACGAAAAAAGACAUUUAUUUUCUCCCCGCCCUUAGAAGGACACUGCAUGAACUUAGCAACGUUGGAAGAAGAAAGAGAAUGAAGAAAGUAAGUAAGAAGAGGAGUAAUGGUUUCUGCAUGUGUUUCCAUCCUGAUGAUAUGGAAAGAGGUUUCGCCGUUGGACCAGGAGAAGAGCAGUCGGAGCGGGUCAACCCGUUUCUUUCUCCCGCCGUGGACAUGUGUUCGGACGAUGUAGACAAGGAUUUUACUGUCGGUUCUUUCGGUCGGAAAUGCAAACUUGGUCGUCGGAGUUUCUCCCGUUAUGUCAAAGCCGUUUUCUUUGAAACUUCCCUGAUGAUGAAAAUGCGAAACAAAAAAUUUGGAGAGAAGCUCCAGCGGUCUCACAACAGUGUUAAAUCCAAACCCAAGAAAGUUUCCCAUCCAAAGUCAAUGGAGAAAUCAUGUGAGGAUAAUCCCUCAACCAGAAGUUCUACAUUUGCAUCUUGUUUAUGUACAACAUCAACCACGAAUUCAUCAUCAUCCUCAUCAUUAUUAUCAUCAUUAGCGUCGUCAAAGUGUUCAUCAUCAUCAUCACUCUCAUUACCCGAAAAGCUGGAAAACAACAUGCAAGGAAAUGUUGGAAAGGGCUGCUACGGUUAUAACGUUAGUAUGUGUUUGCUUCUCGUUACCCUGUUUGUUUUGGUCUUCUGGGGUAAGCUUUGUGCAAUCUUUUGUACUUCAACCUGGCUCUUCUUGGCCACUUGUUGGAGUAUCAAGCUUUCCCCAUCAUCUUCAGGAAAUUAUGCAGUUGAGCAUUUUCCUGAGAUUGAUACAGACAAGUUUUACAAGAAGAAGGUUAUCAUGGAAGGAUUACUAGAAAGGAACCAUAGUUCAAUUCCUCAGCCUUUACUGAAACAAUGAUAACCCAGAUCAGAAAGUAUCAGAAACCCUUUUUCUUUUUCUUCUUUUCAAUGCAAUUUUUCUGGCAGUUUUUGCCUAUCCUGGGGUUCUUGAUUUGCAAUCUAUAGUUAUCAGAAAUCAGGCAUUUAGAGCUAUUUUUUUCUCUGAA
Messenger RNA from Theobroma cacao (cacao), 1197 nucleotides. RefSeq lists its product as uncharacterized. The record is from RefSeq and is a predicted model, not a curated record. NCBI's taxonomy places the organism in Eukaryota, Viridiplantae, Streptophyta, Magnoliopsida, Malvales, Malvaceae.